CGUGUAUUUUCAUCUUUCUUUCUCUUCUCUUCGUCCGUUCUGUUCAUCCUCUCGUCUGGCCAUGAUGCGCCCGUCUCCGUCUCCUGCGCGGUCCGUGUCUUUGUGGCUAAUCAGAACAAGCGCAACCUCGUUUGUUUGGUCCGUCAUUCCAAUCCGCCAGCCUCAACCAUCAAAUCAUGUCCCCCAACAGCAUCCGGCCUAUUUCAUUCUUCUUUCAUCUCACUGCCUCGCCUCUCGGUCCUUUCCAUUGUUUCGGAAACGCCUAGAGAUUGCAUCUCGCCUUCUUCUUCCGCGAUCCUGCGACCGCCUUUGUCUACAUCUGCGUCCAUGAUUGUCGUGCCUCUCGUCGUGAAACUUCAGCUUGGUGUCGGUGCGUCGCCUGGUCAUCCGAGAGCUCGCGGCCAGAAACCCCGCCACUUCCGCCGCAAAUUACGGAUGCACGCCGUUUUUCUGCUUCCCCUGAUUUUGUCUUCGACAACGAACAUUGACCACAAC
Messenger RNA from Periconia digitata, 495 nucleotides. The record is from the annotation of a GenBank genome assembly. Lineage: Eukaryota; Fungi; Ascomycota; Dothideomycetes; Pleosporales; Periconiaceae.